Pecten maximus is the source of this 654-nucleotide messenger RNA. RefSeq lists its product as uncharacterized. The transcript is spliced from 2 exons. The record is from RefSeq and is a predicted model, not a curated record. Lineage: Eukaryota; Metazoa; Mollusca; Bivalvia; Pectinida; Pectinidae. The coding region runs from base 1 to 654 and encodes 217 amino acids.
AUGACUGUCCACUUGGAUGAAGACGAGCCAGAGUUCCUUCCGUCAAUCACCGGCGUGGAGAUUAUUCACUUUAGUAAGGCACCAUUAAGGCCUUUGUCCAGGUGUAAUCGUGGAGUCAUUGUCAAGGCGACGUUUGAAAAAAGUUCCUGCAGUGGAUGUAGCAGUCCUCCAGAAUGUGGACGGAAGAUGUUACAGGUGGACUUUGACCUAGAUCAGAAGCGAGGCGAAUAUAUCUUUAAUGUUGGCGAUAGCAUAUCCAACAACGGAUGGGCUGGCGACGCUAGCCAUCAACAAAAUGACGCAGAAGUCCAGGGAUGGAACAACUUCAUACGACUGUUCAAAAGCGACAUAUGUUUGGGUAGUCAGAACUACGUUCACUCCUUCACGGGUCAGCUGACCGAUUCUGUUAGUCACGUGACAUUGCUCGUGAGUAACGAGUUCAUCCGAAUCAUCACGGACCAGGGUAUGGACGAACAGGUUUGUCAUGAAUGUCUGUUUGCCCUCAAUGGUCAAACGGAUAGCCAAUCAGGAGGGGUCAAUGAAGAUGUGUAUGUGUCUCUAAAUAGAGUCGUCCAGUGGUACUCGUGGAGAGACGGGUAUGGCGUUUGUAGCGCCACCUUUCGCUGGGUCUGUCCGGAUAGCUUCCCUUUUUGA